This is a messenger RNA of Hyphopichia burtonii NRRL Y-1933, 909 nucleotides long. RefSeq lists its product as uncharacterized. The record is from RefSeq and is a predicted model, not a curated record. Gene Ontology annotation, molecular function: palmitoyl-(protein) hydrolase activity. Bases 1 to 909 code for a protein of 302 amino acids. Gene Ontology annotation, cellular component: membrane. NCBI's taxonomy places the organism in Eukaryota, Fungi, Ascomycota, Pichiomycetes, Serinales, Debaryomycetaceae. The transcript has a single exon.
AUGUCACUUUCGCUUGUACUUUAUAAACUGUUAAAAAUUGGCAAAAUGUUUUGUCAAAUAAGUUUAGGGGUAAUGGCCCUUCUGCUAUUGGGUUUAUAUUCGUAUCAGGCCACAUUGAUAUAUCCGGCAAGUUUGAAUGAUGGCCAUGGAUAUUGUGCCACUCCUGAUGAAUAUGAUAUGCCGGAAUUCAAAAAUGUAUAUUUAAAGACUGAAGAUGGAGAGACCUUACAUUGUUAUUCAUUGAAACAGGAUCGAAACUCUGUCAAUUAUUCGAAUAAGACGAUUGUGAUACUUUCGCCAAAUGCAGGGAAUAUUGGACAUGCCUUACCGAUUGUUGCAUUAUUUUAUAAAGAGUUCAGAUAUAAUGUAUUUAUAUAUUCUUAUAGAGGAUAUGGGAAAUCCAGUGGUAAACCCAGUGAAGCCGGAUUAAAGAUUGAUGCACAAAGAGUUAUGUCUUAUUUAACCAGUGAAGACGAACAAUAUCAAGAAUCAUCACUUAUAUUAUAUGGAAGAUCAUUGGGAGGAGCGGUUGCAAUUUAUAUUGCAUCCAGUAUGAGUUCAUUAGUCCAUGCGAUUAUAUUGGAGAAUACUUUUUUAUCGAUUCCCAAGACGGUGCCUCAUGUAUUACCACCAUUAAAGUAUUUUACCAGUUUUGUAUCGGAAACAUGGGAUCUGGAAAAAUUAAUUCCUAAUAUCCCAUCUAAUAUACCAGCAUUAUUAUUAAGUGCAAGAAAAGAUGAGAUUGUUCCACCAGAACAUAUGGAUAAGAUAUAUGAGUUAUUGAAAACUGAAGACAAGAUUUUUUAUAAGUUUCCUAAUUCAGUUCAUAAUGAUACCGUAAUACAGCCAGCUUAUUGGGAAAAGAUUCAUGCAUUUAUUAAAGAUCAAGUGAAUCCAGUUGGAUAUUAG